AUGGCUACAGAAACAACAGCCUCCGGAGCAGUAGCCAUCAUCGCCAAUGGACCAGCAGCGCCUAGUGCCUCCUCGCCCUCGUCCUCGUCCUCAGAGUCAACGUUUAACUUCCCCUUCGCUGCCGCCCCAGACAUAAUUCGGUCGAAUCAGAAGGACGCAUAUUACCAAGGCGUACUACUCGAGCAGAUCUCCACAAUCCUCCGGAAAGUCUAUGGAGCUCGAAUCCUUCAUAAAUACACACUCGAGACCAAAACACUCGCCGAUAUCCUUUACCUUACUCUCACGACUCUCCGCGGCGCGCGCACACUCGGCGAGGAAUAUUGUGAUAUCCUUCAUGUCGAGUCCAAAACCCUCCGUCUUCCGGGCAUUAAGCGUCGCGCUGGUUUCAUCCUAACUACGAUUCUCGUCCCAUAUUUCCUCACAAAAUUGCUCCCGCGCUUCAGAUCACGCAUACGGCAGAAGCUCCAGUCCGGAACGGCGCAGCGGAAUGGUGAGAAACAGGGCCCGGACUCGGUGGGUAUGAAAGUGAAGAAAUACCUGCUGGAGCACCUAGACACCCUCACAUCCACGGAGAGCCUCCUUGCUGUGCACUUGGGUAUGUUCUACUUCACUGGCGCAUACUACCACCUAUCCAAGCGCAUCUGGGGGCUGAGGUAUAUCUUCACGAAGCGACUUGCGCCGCAUGAGCAGCGAGUCGGGUAUGAAGUUUUGGGCCUGCUGCUGUUGGCGCAGUUGGCUACUCAGGGGUACUUCCAUAUCUCGAAUACGUUCUCGCAUACGUCGGCUGUCACGACCGAUGAGGAGGCGGUCGACAUUGUUGCUACGGGCGGCGUACUAAGUAACCCCGAGACACAUGUCCAGGAUCAGGGCAGAGAUCGAGCGAUGUACGAUCUGGACAAUGAGAAGACUAUGCGCUUCAUGAGUGGAGAGAUGGGCAGGAAGUGUACCUUGUGUUUAGAGAAUAUGAAAGAUCCAACGGCGACGGGGUGCGGGCAUGUAUUCUGCUGGAGCUGUAUUAGUGAGUGGUGUCGUAGCAAGCCUGAGUGCCCGCUUUGUCGACAAUCUGCGCUUGUGCAGCAUUUAUUGCCGUUGAGGUGCUAA
This is a messenger RNA of Morchella sextelata, 1101 nucleotides long. RefSeq lists its product as uncharacterized. The record is from RefSeq and is a predicted model, not a curated record. The transcript is spliced from 4 exons. NCBI's taxonomy places the organism in Eukaryota, Fungi, Ascomycota, Pezizomycetes, Pezizales, Morchellaceae. Gene Ontology annotation, biological process: protein import into peroxisome matrix. The coding region runs from base 1 to 1101 and encodes 366 amino acids. Gene Ontology annotation, molecular function: zinc ion binding. Gene Ontology annotation, cellular component: peroxisomal membrane.